AUGGCUUCCUCUGCCGCAUACAGGAGCACUCGGUCCUGGAUCUGUAGACUGGUGAUCCGAGUAGUUGCGGCCCUGGGUGCCGCCGCCACAAUGGCUACAAUUGUUGCGUCCUCGGGUACGGACAUAUACCCGGUGAUCAUUGUGUUCGCCAUUCUCUUCCUCUGGUCUUUUAUCGAUGCUAUCCUGCUCUGUCUCCGCUGCAUCCCGCACUAUGCCGUGAAUCUCUCAAUUGAUCUUAUUGCCGCACUCGCUGCGCUCGUUAUGUCCGCGUUGCUAUUCUAUAUGCAAUUCGCCCCCAAGGUUGUUAUUGAGGGCGCCGCAAAUCUAUUACUCCCGGCCUGUCUUGCUGCGUUUACUACAAUUAUGCAUAUUGUCCUCUUCGCCCUCUCUACCAAAGGCCACCGUGAAGCCCGCCGCGACAAACACCGCCGGAUGUGGAGACCUGAGUCCUACUCGCAUGAUAACCAGAUAGGAGUGUCACUGAUUUCCAUGGAUUACAAUUCUACGACCAAGUCCUCGUCCAAACCGACUACUGCCAACUUCUGA
Penicillium alfredii is the source of this 546-nucleotide messenger RNA. RefSeq lists its product as uncharacterized. The coding region runs from base 1 to 546 and encodes 181 amino acids. NCBI's taxonomy places the organism in Eukaryota, Fungi, Ascomycota, Eurotiomycetes, Eurotiales, Aspergillaceae. The record is from RefSeq and is a predicted model, not a curated record. The transcript is spliced from 3 exons.